AUCAUGCCACACGCCUAUAGCUGGAUCCCCAGUCCAUCAUACUGUACUUGUGUAUGCUCUAGGGACUUGGCACGAUGUCCGCAGUUUCGCCAUACAAGUUCAUUCAUCACGUUCAGCUCACAAUCACUUCCACGUGUCACAACCCAGGCAAUGCUCUACUCAUCCUCUGUCCAUCCUGCUACCCUGCACGUUGAAUCAAUGCUCACAUCAAGGAUGUCGGAUGCACCUGAUGGACACAGAAAGCCAUCAUCACUGCCGUACCUACACAGGUAGGAAACAACAUCGAGUCAACUGACAUCCUUGUCUGGUCGCUACACUGCCUACAGUAUGGCUCUAGCAAUGCCUCGUCAAACGAGAAUCAGGCCUAGGGUUGAAUCCCACUCCCCACCUCAGCUUACUAGUUGCUAACCGGAGAACUGAACUGCUGACCGUGGCAGCAAAACAGCGCAGGCCGGUGCAGUCAAGUGCCUUGUAUUUAUUGUGUUUGCUCGUUCACCGCAAGUGCCCCCAAAGAAGUCACGCUCCAACCUUCCAAGUCACUGGCAGCUUGAGCCGCUCUCCUCCUUGACCUUCGACCGCCAUGUUUCCCGCCAACUUCCUCCAGACCAUCCUCCACGCCUUGAUCUUCUCUCCCACACAAUCCUCCGAUCCACAGACCGACAAGAUGCUGGCAACGCCUUCUCUCCAAGUGGCUGCCUCUCUCGGCGCCAUCCUGAGCUCCGUGGCUGCGACGGCAACACCCACACCCGCCUCCUGCGGCUUAUUGGUGGACGCGGCGCCCAGAACGCCUCAACCGUAUGUGCUGCCGAAUCUGCAGGGCCACGCCGUAGAUUUCGGCGGCUUGAUUAUCCGAACGCUGGUCCCAAACACCACGUCGUCGGGCGCCUUUUCGCUGGUUGGUGUCAACUCAGGCCCAGCACCUCUCAACCUCAUCCACUACCACAAAGAGAUCGAGGCCUUCUACACCCUCAAGGGCAGUGUGCAGGUCUUUCACAAUGCUGACACCGGUCGCGAGCUGCGUGCCAAUGACUUUGUGUUCCUGGCCCCGGGCAACAACCAUACCUAUCGUCCCAAUGACCUCGACUUCCAGCUCACCCUAGGAAUGGCCCCCGGGGGGAUUGACCAGUUCUUUACUGCUGCUGGUCUCCCUUACAAUUCCACCGCCCCGUUCGACCCGCAAGAUGCCUCGCAGCUCAACGUGACCAAAGUCUUGGGCCUGAUGCCUCAAUACAACAUUGUCCCCGAGCCAUUCAACACUAUCAACCUAGAUUGGACCAAUGGAACUACGGCAGAUGGCUUGGACACCUGGCAUGUCGCCGACCAAUCUUUGCCCGACGAUCCCACAAAACCCUACUUCGUGUCCAGCAACCGCGGUCCCAAAUACCUGCAUCGGAGCUCCGGUCAGGUCAUCGCUCAGCUCGCAUCUGGCAAGCAGACCAGCAACAAGCUCAGUGUCGCCAGCAUAGCCAUCAAGCCCAACAACAAGCAGUCUCAGCUCCAAUUCGACGUCGACCAGGCGUUUCAAGUCACCGAAGGUCAGCUGCACCUCGAAAUCGGUGAUGAAAAAGCACAGUUAAUCUUUGGCGAUCUUGCUUUCAUUCCCAAAGGAACCUGUUUCAGCUAUUGGUCAUCCGUGGGCUUCACCAAAAUGGUCACCUGGGCAGCGGGCGCAGGGCUUGCCGACAGUCUGAUCUCAGAGGCUGAGGCGUGGGGGUAUGGAGUUUGGCCUGCUUAAGUCAGUUCUACGGCGCUCGUAUGUGGACAAUCCUGUGAAGAUGACAAUCGGGCGUUACCCGGACUCCGCAAAACUGUGUGCAAUAUUUGAGAUAGCGAGCAAGAACAUAUUAAUGGGAAUGGCAGCGACUUGACUGUUGUUGAUUAUCAUAUAAUUGUGUGCUCCUUUGAGAAAAAAGACAAGCUAGCACGUUCGGCGCUCUAACUUGAUCCGGAGAAAACUACGCUUGGUCUAUCGGCCAAAGUACUUCAACUCCAGAUACCUCGCGGGCGUGUACACCACAGCCGUAACCACAAAGGCAAACUCAUUGGCCACGUCACCACCG
This is a messenger RNA of Cladophialophora immunda, 2060 nucleotides long. RefSeq lists its product as uncharacterized. The transcript has a single exon. The coding region runs from base 581 to 1735 and encodes 384 amino acids. NCBI's taxonomy places the organism in Eukaryota, Fungi, Ascomycota, Eurotiomycetes, Chaetothyriales, Herpotrichiellaceae. The record is from RefSeq and is a predicted model, not a curated record.